This is a messenger RNA of Frankliniella occidentalis (western flower thrips), 3485 nucleotides long. It is a transcript of the gene MAPk-Ak2, whose product is annotated as MAP kinase-activated protein kinase 2. Lineage: Eukaryota; Metazoa; Arthropoda; Insecta; Thysanoptera; Thripidae. The coding region runs from base 156 to 1256 and encodes 366 amino acids. The record is from RefSeq and is a predicted model, not a curated record. Gene Ontology annotation, cellular component: nucleus; cytoplasm. Gene Ontology annotation, molecular function: calcium-dependent protein serine/threonine kinase activity; calmodulin binding; calcium/calmodulin-dependent protein kinase activity. Gene Ontology annotation, biological process: intracellular signal transduction; protein autophosphorylation; peptidyl-serine phosphorylation. The transcript has 9 exons.
GGAUGUUUUUUUAAAAAUUGUCUUUUAUAGUUCAGGUGACAUGUUAAAAGGUUGCCGACUUUGCUCUACUUCAGGCAGGAACCCAGUGACACAGUCCAGCACAAUUCUCAAUUCCUGCCUUGAGUCCUCGAACCGUCGUGGAGAUUUUGAGGACAAUGACUGAUUUAAGCAUUAAACCUGCGCGAACGCCAAAGACUGUUCCAAUCAUAGAUGACUAUGAGAUUUCAAACACAGUUCUUGGUCUUGGAAUCAAUGGCAAAGUAGUGCAAUGCUAUUCAAAAUCUACGAGGGAGAAAUAUGCAUUAAAGGUGCUACAUGACAACGUGAAGGCUCGUAGAGAAGUGGAUUUGCACUGGAGGGCUAGUGGCUGCAGACAUAUUGUCAACAUCAUAGAUGUGUAUGAAAAUACUUACAGUGGUAAUAAAUGUCUCCUAGUUGUAAUGGAGUGCAUGGAGGGAGGAGAACUUUUUCAGAGAAUUCAAGAGAGGCAAGAUGGUGCUUUUACUGAAAGGGAGGCUGCACAAGUAAUGUGGGAGAUAUGCUCCGCUGUAAAAUACCUACAUGAUGUUAAUAUUGCUCACAGAGAUCUUAAACCUGAAAACUUAUUAUACACCACACCAGGUGAAGAGGGCAUUUUAAAGCUGACUGACUUUGGUUUUGCCAAAGAGACAUUCUCAAAAGACACACUUCAGACACCAUGUUACACUCCAUACUAUGUUGCUCCAGAGGUACUAGGACCUGAAAAGUAUGACAAAAGCUGUGACAUCUGGUCGUUGGGUGUCAUCAUGUAUAUUCUGUUGUGCGGAUUUCCUCCAUUUUACAGCAACCAUGGACUAGCAAUAUCCCCUGGCAUGAAGAAACGUAUUCGAACUGGACAGUAUGACUUCCCUAAUCCUGAAUGGCAAAAUGUAUCACCUGAGGCCAAAGAACUCAUCCGUGGUAUGCUGAACAUUGACCCUACAAAGCGCUUCACUAUUGAGCAGGUCAUGAGGAACAGGUGGAUUGCUCAAUAUACAGAAGUCCCUCAAACUCCACUUCACACAGGUCACAUGCUACGAGUUGGGGGAGAUAUAUGGCCAGAUGUACAGGAAGAAAUGACUCGGUCCCUUGCUACAAUGCGGGUUGAUUAUGACCAAGUCCACAUUAAAGAUUUGAAUCAUUCUAAUAAUGAGCUUUUAAAUAAAAGGCGCAAACGUGGAGAUGCUGCAUCUAGUUCAAACCAACCUGGCCAUCCGCCUGAACAGGAGGUUCAGUGAAAUUCCGAUGGAAGAGGUAAUUUUGUAAUGUCAUCACCAUGUAGCUACAGACAGAUCCAUCUUGUAGGUUUGAAUGAUACCAUGUUCUUAAGUGGUUGCCAGUAGCAGAUUGUCAAAUUUCCAUAACAUUCACAGGUGUUAUUGUAUUUUUUAAUAUGCUCAAUAUCUUUUUGUUGUUGCAUUUAAGUUUUUCAGUCCUCAUUUAACCCUUGUUUAUAUCCUAAAAGUUACCUCUGUGCUGUUGAAGUUCAUUUUUUUUUUUGUUAAUUUCUUCCAUUGCCACUUACUUUUGUAUCUUAAUUUUUUAUUAUUUGAGUGAUACUUUGUUUUCUUGGGCUGUAGCAUGAGUAAGUUCAUAUAUUGAAUUCAGUAUUGCUUGUGUCACAUUUAUCAUGUAUUUUGGUGGCUAUUUUUCACGAAGCAGAUCAAAUUAUGUAGGUGUCGCAGUUUUACUGUUGCGUUGAAGUAUUCUUAUAUAAUAUUAUGUUUUUGUUUUGUUUUUCUGUUUUAGAACAUCAUUAAAUUUUAUGCCUUUAUUUUGUUUAUUUCAUUGAGAGAUAUAGAAUGUGGGUAUUCUUAUCUGUUUUAAAAUUAGUAUUGGAACAACGUUAGGUUUUAGGAAAACUUCUUUGUAGAGGAGGUAUGUAGUUCAAUUCAAACCUUGUAGAAUAAUCUGUGUUAUCAGCUGAUUUUGAUUUUUGACAUACAUGUUAUUAAAUCCAUGUCUGUGAUGUCCAAAAGAGUUUAGUACGAUUCUGAAUUUGUAUUCAAGUAAGAACUGAAAGUCAAAGCUGACUGUAAAUGUUACAAUGAAAGCUUUGCACCUGGAAUCAUCAAUUGAGACUUAAAAAAUGACCAUUUGCUAACAUUUUACUGUAUGCCGUAUUUGACUGUUAUAUAGGCUCAAGAAUUCUGCUAGUGUACCUAACAUAUUCAGGGUAGAACUAUAGCAUCAUAGCUCAUAGUAACAAUAUGUUAAAAUAAAUGAAAAGAGAAAGAAAGUCAAACAUCCCUGGUACGGUAGUUUUUGUCAGCAACUGUCUGGCAUUACUUACUUCUAUUGAAGACAACCUUAAGUCAUACUUAAAGAACCCUUUUCAGAGCUUGAAUUAGUAUUCAACCAAUGCUGGUCCAAUAUGUGAAAGGAUUAGACCACCUUCCAAAAUAUUAUUUAAAUCAAAAGAGAUACUUAAAAAAUAUAUCAUACCAGUGGAAACAUCAAAUCAUGGCAGGUAAUGUGAUUAAAUACGGGCCCAGAGAAAAAUUGGCUUAAGAGCCACAUUGUGAUUGUAUAUAUUUCGUCCAUGUGUAACAAAGUAUAAACUUCCACUUAGAAAUACUUUACGACCAUGCUGUUAAUAUUUUGAAUAUCUACUGUUUGUUACAAUCUCAUAAAUUUGUGAUCUGUUCUGUCAAAAUAGAACCCUCCGCGGAGAGUUAAAUUUUGAUAAUGGCAAGUCCAGCACUGUUGAUUAGAUUUAGUCAGUUCCUUUUAAAAGGAGACAAUAAUAGAGCGGUUCUUGUUUUAGACAAAUAAGUGUUGAACUUAAUUCAUUCUUACUGUUACCGUAGUUUAUUUUUUUCUUGUUUUUAUUUCCAAAUAUUUUUAAUGUAAGAGUAUGUGUGCCAAUGCACAGUCAUUUUCAAAAGACAAGGUUCAUGACCAAUUGUAUCUUGAAUAGUUGUUAAUGUUGUUGAAGAAAAAUCAGCCCAAAAGUUCAAAUGGAUAAUGGGUCAGCCCUUUAUUUUUGAAAUUUGUGCAAGGCAGAUUUUGAUCUUUUUCACAAUAAUUUAAAAUAAUGGCUCUGAAACUGAAAGCUAUAAUUUCGAAGUACCUUAGAGGUCAGUUUUCUUCCACCUUAUUUAUUUCAUUUUACGAUCUAAGAGAUUGUUAUUGCAUGGACUGCUACACCCUUUUUCUUGUAUAUGACUCAUGAUUGUGAAAUGACAGUCUUGCUUGCAAAUACCAUGCUAAUAAGGGCUUUGAAAGUAACUUUUUCAAAAUCAGAUGUUUCACCAGCUUCUAAUUUAUAAAGGCCCUGAGAAAUAUUUUCUUGAACCUAAUGCUCAAUUUGUUUUGGGCCAUUAUUGGAAGGACAUUUUUAGUUCUGCUGACAUGAUGCAUUAAUCCUUUCUAUUUGUAAUAUUAUAUAUUUACUUACCCAAGAGUUAAAUUUUAUGUUAUUAUACCUAGUUCUUGUGAAAUAUAUUCGCAUUUUUCAUGUUUCA